This is a messenger RNA of Cyphellophora attinorum, 3834 nucleotides long. Its product is annotated as Vigilin 1. Gene Ontology annotation, molecular function: mRNA binding. Bases 1 to 3834 code for a protein of 1277 amino acids. NCBI's taxonomy places the organism in Eukaryota, Fungi, Ascomycota, Eurotiomycetes, Chaetothyriales, Cyphellophoraceae. Gene Ontology annotation, cellular component: nucleus; cytoplasm. The transcript is spliced from 2 exons. Gene Ontology annotation, biological process: nuclear division. The record is from RefSeq and is a predicted model, not a curated record.
AUGUCUUCGAACGAAGUCGAGGCCUCGUCCUCGGGCAAGACCCCAGCACAGCUCAUGCAAGAGCAGCAUGAAGCAGCUGAGAGCCAUCGUCCGACGGUCGAGGACGUCGUCGACGAGGAAGACAUUGAACACCCUCCCCCUUCUGCUUCAUAUGCCGCUGGCGAUGACUCUGCUGCCACCAACGGCACUUCUUCGAAGGCCGCCGGCAAGCAGAAGGCAUCUGAGAUGGUCGGCGCCAUCGACACUCAAGACGAAGAGGCCUUUCCCGCACUCGGUUCCAACUCCAAGGCUCCUGCUGUACCGCGCGCCACUGGCUGGGGUGCUGCGGCUGCGAAGGCAACAAAGCCCUCAGGUCCAUCGUCUCAACCUGGCUCAGGAAAGCAGACUCCCGCGACCGCGACGCCUCGGGCCAGCACUCCUGUCUCUACUGCUGCUUCUAGCAGUAUCAACCUGCCCGGUCGCUCUCGAGACAAAUUUAUCAUCCCGAACAGCGAGAUCGACAAGACCAAGCCUCGUCAGAAAGUGUUCGUUGAUGUGAAGAAGAAGUUCAAUGUCAUCGUGACAGAGAAGCCCACCGGCAACGAAAUCACCUUCACGGCUGAAGGUCCGACUUCAAAGGUCACUCCGGCGCUCAUGUACAUCUCCGAGCAGCUCACUGUCGAGAAGGUGAAGAAGCUUGAGAUUCCUUCUUCGGCCACAGCUCAAAUCAUUGGUGCCAAAGGAGCGAACAUCAAGAAGCUGCAGGAGAAGCAUGGCGUCAACAUCAACGUCAGACAGAAGGCUGGUGCCGAGGCAGACGACAACGGGUUCGCUUCGGUCGAAGUCAAAGGUCAUGCUGCUCAGGUUGCCCAGGCUUGCGAUGAGAUUUCCAGGAUCGCCAAGCAACACGAGAAGCCCGUCACCGUGCCGCUCACCAACAUUCCUCCUGAAUUCUUCCCCUUCAUUGCUGGCCGCAAUCCGACAGCUAUGAAGAAGUUCGAAGACGACAACGAUAUCCGCAUCGAGAUUCCGGCAUAUCAUUCGUGGCGCUCUCAAGCUCCAGCGAAGACCGAGCUGAUGGACAACCCGCCCGAUUCCUACCCCAUGGCCAGAGCAAAGAUCGAAAGCAUGGCUGAGAGGAUGCAGAAUGAGCUUGUCGUUGAUGAUAUGCCCAUUGAGCAGUUCAUGCAUCCCUUCAUCGUUGGUGAGCGCGGUAUCGAUCCACUCGAGUUCUUCGAGAAGACCCGAUGCAUGGUCAUCACCCCUCCCAGCCACCACGAGACGGAAGAGGUCCACAUUAUUGGUCCGCAAGACUCCCUCGCAGAUGCUCGUAGGCACGUCGAGGAGAUCAUUGCUAGAAAGCAAAUGAGACAGUUUGGAAUCAACAAGCAGUUCCAAGACUCGCGAUAUGGUGCUCAGCGUCACUCUCGCGGUCUUGCACAGUACUUGCAGCGAAAGGCCAUUGAACGCGAGUUUCUCAAAAAGCAUCGCGCCGAGAUCAUCUUUCCAUCCAAUGCGGCCGCGUCUCCCGACUGGACAAUCAUCACAGACGAGCCGAGCAGCGCUAUUGCCGCUCGCACGGAACUCGCCAGCAUUGCAGGAGCUUUCCCGACGGCGCGAAUUCAGCUUGUCGAAGUGGAUCCGUUCUUCCAUUCGCACAUUCAGCAGCAGUAUACCGAGAAGCUGCAGAACGACCACGGAGUACACAUGUUCGUACUGGAGGACGAUGACGGUGAUAGUGUCGUACUCGUUUACGAGGGUCCUCAAUCAGAUGAGUCAUACCAGAUUCCCCGAUCGAAGCCGUCGAAAGCAGAGAUUGCUGAGUAUGAGCGUGCUUUGGCAGAAGCCGAAGGUCUGCUUCGUAGUAUUAUUCCACCUAAGGGUAUCUCGCAGAGAGACUUCUCGGUGGCUUCAAAAUACCACGACAGAGUUCGACGCUUUGUUCAACAAGAGCAGCAGCCAGUAGGCGGGUUUCCGGUCCACAUCGACUUCAAUCGGAACAGACCAUCAGGGCCAAGAGACCAAUCAAACCGUGUCUUUCUGCGGCACCCCGAAGAUGCCGCACUCGAAGAGCUGCAACGAAAGAUCGAAGAAUUCUUGAUCCAAGCAGAGCAGGAUGAGAAGGAGCGCGGUCACACCAUCACUGUUCCCUUCCAGGCUAAGCACAAGUCGCAAUUGAUUGGCAGUAAGGGCAAGUUUGUUAAAUCGUUGCGCGAAAAGUACGAUGUCAACAUUCAGGUCGGUGAUGAGAAAUCGGACGAGAUCCAAAUCAUUGGACCUCCCAAAAAGGCCGAGGCGUGCAAGGCUGAGGUUCUCAAGCUCCACAAGGCGUGGGCUGACGAAGUCACCUAUUACAUCAAGAUCGACCCCAAAUUCCACGGACAGCUCGUUGGAAGAAAUGGCGAGAACUUGAGAAAGAUUCAAGCUCGUGCCGACGAUCUUGUCCGUAUCGACUUCCCACGUCAAUCGCGUGGGCAAGACGAUGCUUCGGAUGUCGCAAGUGAUGCCGGUAGCACGAGGCGUGCCACGCCUCCCGACCAGAUAACGAUUCGUGGUCCGAAGGCAAAGGCCGAUGCUGUGAGAGACGAAUUGCUGAGCUACAAACAAUACCUGGAAGAUAACUCGCAUUCUGCCAGCGUUUCCGUCGCGCAGGACCAGGUUGCGUCUUUGAUUGGCCGAGGCGGAUCUGAGUUGAACAAGAUGCGUACAGAUACUGGAGCCGAGAUCGAUGUUCCAAAGGCCAAUGGCGCUGAUCGGGUGACUAUUACCAUCCGUGGCUCGAAGAGCGCUGUGGCUCAGGCCAAGGAGGAGAUCUCGAAGCGCGCCAAGGCCUUCGACUCCAUUGUCACAAGAACGAUCGACGUCGAUCGCAAGCACCACGGAGCGCUCAUCGGUGGUGGAGGUGCCAAUAUCCAGGCUAUCGUCGCUAAGGCUGGUGGCACUGGCCAGAGCGCAGAGCAUGUUCGGUUUCCCAACAAGUCAGGCGAGCAGUCCAGCACCCUGACUGUAAAGGGAACGCAGGCUGUGGCGGAUGCGAUUGUGAAGCAGAUCCACGACUUCGUCAGCGAACGUGAGAACCAAGUCAUCGAAGUUGUCGACGUUCCGCUGCGCUUGCACAGCAAUCUGAUCGGUCCCGGCGGAGCCAAUCGCUCAGAGUUCGAGAAGAAGCACGGAGUUCAGAUGAAUGUGCCUCAUAGAAACGACAAGAAGACCGGCGUCAAACUCACUGGAGCGGCUGAAAAGGUUGCUGCAGCGAAGGAGAGCCUACUGGGCCUGGUCGAUUCCAAGAAGGGUGAGACCAUCACCGUGCCUCGAAAGUACCACCACGCCGUGGCUCAGAAUGGUGCUACCUUCGGAGAGCUCAAGCAGAUGGGCAUUCGCGUGGACCACGGUGGAGCAAAGACACCUGCUAAGCCCAAAGCCAAGACCAACGGCGAGUCAACCACCAACGGAGCACUGCCUCUCAUUACUGACCAAGGCUCUUCUGAGACCGCAGAGCCUGUUUGGGAGCUGGUCUCUCUCAACAGCGACGAAGAGGGCGAUAUCAUCUGGGAGCUGUCCUCAACGCGCAACGACGCGGAUCUCGCACGCGCCAAAGCCCGCAUCCAGGCUCUGCUCGAGAGUGCCACGACACCUCGAUUCACCGGCUAUCUGACGCUCGCUGACCCACAGCUGCACAGACGCAUUAUUGGUCAACGUGGUGAGAAGAUCGAUGGUAUGCGCAAGGUUACAGGCUGCGACAUUCAGGUGCCGAAGCGUGGUGGAGGUGGCAGCGAAUCGAUCACUAUCACCGGUGGUGAGGAAGGCGUUCUGCAGGCCAAACAGAUGAUUUUGGAGGCUGUGAAUGGAAAUUAG